GUCGAAUUAGGGUUUUACACAUUCGUUCAGCUCGUAGAUUCAGACGCUAUUCUCUGCAACAAUGGGGAAGACACAUGGUAUGGGAGCUGGGCGCAAGCUCAAGUCUCACCGCAGAACGCAGCGUUGGGCUGACAAGUCGUACAAGAAAUCUCAUCUUGGUAAUGAAUGGAAGAAGCCAUUUGCUGGAUCAUCUCAUGCUAAGGGCAUUGUGCUUGAGAAGAUAGGCAUUGAAGCUAAGCAGCCGAAUUCUGCCAUCCGUAAAUGUGCUAGAGUCCAGCUCAUUAAGAACGGAAAGAAGAUUGCCGCCUUUGUCCCCAAUGAUGGUUGCUUGAACUACAUCGAAGAAAAUGAUGAAGUAUUGAUUGCUGGAUUUGGACGUAAAGGUCAUGCCGUGGGAGAUAUUCCCGGUGUUCGAUUUAAGGUGGUGAAAGUGUCGGGAGUUUCCCUCCUAGCCCUCUUCAAGGAGAAGAAGGAGAAGCCUAGGUCUUAAGCCAUUUUGCUCAUUAAGUUUUGAUAAAAAUGUUUGAAAUUUUUGUUUGCUCAUCUUUUCUUUAUUUGUAAUUAACUAUACAAUGUUACUAGUAAGAUUUAAUUGAUUUCGUAUUAUUAGUUUGGACUAA
Molecule: messenger RNA, 620 nt
Organism: Salvia hispanica
Lineage: Eukaryota; Viridiplantae; Streptophyta; Magnoliopsida; Lamiales; Lamiaceae
Product: small ribosomal subunit protein uS12
Biological process (GO): translation
Cellular component (GO): ribosome; small ribosomal subunit
Molecular function (GO): structural constituent of ribosome
Source: RefSeq, a predicted model, not a curated record